AUGUCGACACUCCAGAAAAUUGCCGAGUUGGAGGCGGAGUAUGCCAAGACUCAGAAGAAUAAGGCGACAAAUUAUCAUCUGGGCUUGAUCAAAGCCAAGCUUGCAAAGCUGAGGCGAGAGCUGAUCGAGCCCUCGGGAGGCGGUGGAGGAAAAGGGGGUGAGGGCUUUGACGUUGCUAAAUCCGGGGAUACACGCGUGGGCCUUGUGGGCUUUCCCUCCGUGGGAAAGUCUACGUUGCUGACAAAGCUUACAGGGACGUUCAGCGAGGCGGCUUCCUACGAAUUUACCACUCUGACUGCCAUCCCGGGUACCUUGCACUAUCGGGGAGCCCGUAUCCAGGUCGUUGACCUCCCAGGGAUCAUUGAGGGGGCCAAGGACGGGAAGGGUCGUGGGCGACAGGUUAUUUCCGCGGCACGGACAUGCAACAUCAUCUUGGUGGUCUUGGACGUUGCCAAGCCCGCCACGCACAAGAUCCUCAUCGAGCGUGAGCUGGACGGCUUCGGCAUCAGGUUGAACCAGGAACCCCCUCGCAUCAUGUUUCGAAAAAAGGAUAAGGGCGGGAUCAACUUUCAGGCCUUCGUGCCGCAGACGACUCUGGAUGCGGAGGCGGUGACGGCCAUAUGCCGGGAGUACAAGAUCCACAACGCCGACGUGCACUUGCGCUGCGACGCGACGGUGGACCAGAUCAUCGACGUGGUAGAGGGCAACAUCGUGGCAGAAUUAUUUGUGCAGGCAUGA
This is a messenger RNA of Nannochloropsis gaditana CCMP526, 738 nucleotides long. Its product is annotated as developmentally regulated gtp binding protein 1. Gene Ontology annotation, biological process: cytoplasmic translation. The coding region runs from base 1 to 738 and encodes 245 amino acids. Gene Ontology annotation, cellular component: cytoplasm. Gene Ontology annotation, molecular function: GTPase activity; GTP binding. The record is from RefSeq and is a predicted model, not a curated record. The transcript is spliced from 2 exons.